AUGCCUGAUCCAGACCUGAAACCCCCGCCGUGUAUCCAGACCACGACAUCAGCGUUCAACAUGACGAAGGAAUACCAGCAACCUUUGCGAGUAAAGUCCCAUCAGCCUACUGUAUCUGUCAGAGAAGGCGUCCUGGUGGGUACUACUGAGACUUUCCAGGAGUCCCAGUUCAUCCACGUGAACAAGACCAUCGAUGUCUUCAAGGGGGUACCGUUCGCUGAGCCGCCUGUGGGCCAGCUGCGAUUCAGGCCUCCAGUGGCUAAGGGGCCGUGGGACGGUACGUACGACGCCACGUACUUCAGAGACGCCUGCGUGCAAGAUCCAUCGCAAGGAAUUGGUGCACAACAAGGGGGCGCUGCGGUAAUGGUUUGGAUACACGGUGGUGGUUUCACAACUGGAUCAGGCAUUCUUCCAGUCUAUGAUGGGCAAGCGUUAGUUGCCUUGGGUGACGUCAUCGUUGUCACUAUCAAUUAUCGCCUGAACGCUUUUGGCUUUCUAACAACAGGCGAUGAAGCUUUACCGGGAAAUCUUGGACUCAUGGAUCAAGUGCUUGCAUUGAAAUGGAUUAAGGAGAACAUUGGUGCUUUCGGCGGGGACAGCGACAAUAUCACCAUCUUUGGUGAAAGUGCUGGAUCUGCUAGUGUCCAUUUCCACAUUCUAUCUGCACACUCGAAAGGUCUGUUCAACCGAGGGGUAAUGCAGAGCGGUACAUUGUUUGCACCAUGGGCGUAUUCUGACGACAAGGACAUGCUCCGUAAGCAGGCGUUUGACAUAGGGGAGAAGGUUGGCUGUAGCACUGCAGAGAGCGAGGCUCUUGUGAAUUGCCUGUUAGACAAGAACGCAUCAGAUCUCUACGUGGCAUCAGAUCCGGUAAAAUGUGGCUUGGAAGAACCAUUCGUUAUCAGUGUGCCUCUUUUAGGCUAUUAACACCUUGUGAAUUGAUAAAGUUGAUAUAAAUGUCCAAAUAAGUAACCUUUCUAAUUUGUCUAAUUUUCACUAUCAAAAUUAUCACCCCUGAAAACGAAACUGUUUGGUGUGUGCAACAUGUUCACAAGUGUGAUUCACCAUGCAUCGAAAUAUUCUGUGAUAUCUAAGGGAUUAUUUAGUUAUUAGAUUAUUUAGAGUUACGUGUAC
Molecule: messenger RNA, 1134 nt
Organism: Acanthaster planci (crown-of-thorns starfish)
Lineage: Eukaryota; Metazoa; Echinodermata; Asteroidea; Valvatida; Acanthasteridae
Product: cholinesterase-like
Biological process (GO): choline metabolic process; acetylcholine catabolic process
Cellular component (GO): plasma membrane
Molecular function (GO): acetylcholinesterase activity
Source: RefSeq, a predicted model, not a curated record